Grammomys surdaster is the source of this 679-nucleotide messenger RNA. RefSeq names its product late cornified envelope protein 1F-like. Lineage: Eukaryota; Metazoa; Chordata; Mammalia; Rodentia; Muridae. Bases 74 to 475 code for a protein of 133 amino acids. The transcript is spliced from 2 exons. The record is from RefSeq and is a predicted model, not a curated record.
AUCCACUCCCUGGCUGAGAUAACCACAGAUCUUGUUCUACCCAUUAUUUUGCUCCUGAACACCCACAGCUGAGAUGUCCUGCCAGCAGAGCCAGCAGCAGUGCCAGCCUCCUCCCAAGUGUACACCCAAAUGCCCUCCCAAGUGCCAGACCCCAAAGUGCCCUCCCAAAUGUCCCCCUAAAUGUCCUCCCAAGUGCCCCCCUGUGUCUUCCUGCUGUAGCCUGGGUUCUGGAGGUUGCUGUGGCUCCAGCUCUGGUGGCUGCUGCAGCUCUGGUGGCUGCUGCAGUUCUGGGGGUGGAGGCUGCUGCCUGAGCCACCACAGACCUCGAAGAUCUCUCCGUCGCCAUCGCCACAGCUCUGGAUGCUGCAGCAGUGGUGGCAGCAGUGGCUGCUGUGGCAGCAGUGGCUGCUGUGGCAGUAGUGGUGGCAGCAGUGGCUGCUGUGGCAGUAGCCAGCAGUCUGGGGACUGCUGCUGACCUGGAUGAGGAAGACUUCUGACAAGUAGUACAGGAGGAGCACAUGCUCAGAAGACUCCUCAGUGCUUGAUGCUCUCUCCUUCUACUUCCCUCCUUUCCUGCCUUCUGAGAUGCUGAAAUCUCCUGGCAAAUGAUCUGCACUCUCCUCAGGAAAUGACAUUUUCACUUUACUCCUCUGUUACAAAUUAAAAAACUCUUGACAAC